CGGCCCGGCCCGGUGGGGCGGCUUCGUCAGAGUGGGUCUCACGGUGCCUAAGUCCGCCGACCUUCUCGGCUUCCUCUCGGCUUUCUUCGUGACAGCGAGACGAUGCCGGGGAGCCGGCAGCCCAGGGUCCGUUCGGGGAACGAACCUGAUCCCGCGCCCGCCAUGGAGUCGGAGGUUGGCGGCGGGGCCUGGGCCCACAGCCGCGCCGCGCUCGCCCGCCUGGAGAAGCUGCUGCUCUGCUCGCGAUGCACUAAUAUUCUGACAGACCCUGUGUGCCUAGGAGGCUGUGAACACAUCUUCUGUAGUGAUUGUGUAAGUGACUGCAUUGGAACAGGAUGUCCUGUGUGUUACACUCCAGCCUGGGUACUAGAUGUCAAGAUAAACAGACAGUUGGACAGCAUGAUCCACCUUUGUAGUAAGCUUCGAAAUCUCCUCCAUGACAAUGAGCUUUCAGAUGUGAAAGAAGCUACAUCUAGGACAAGGAUAUUUAAUGAUGCGGAAAACAAGAAAGACUCAAUAAAAAUGUGGUUUAGUCCUCGAAGUAAGAGGGUUAGAUAUGUUGUGAAUAAAGUUUCAGUGCAAACCAAGCCUAAAAAGACAACAGAUGAUAAAGCUCUGCCAACUUCAAUGUAUGAAUUCAUAUCUACAACUCCUCCCACAGUUGUUUCUAAGAGAGCUAGAAAGGCAUCUACAACACCUGCAAAAAAACAAACAAAUAGAACUUUAGCUGAAAUCAACCAAGAAUGGAACAUAGAGUCAGAACAAGAAGGCAGUGACUUCAUGUCUAAAGAUGAAUCUAAGGAAAGGAUAGUGUCCUUCUGUAGCCAGCCAUCUGUUUUAUCUACUCCAGAGGAAAGUGAUGGAAUAGACUUAAUUGAAAGUUGUUCCGUAUCAGAAUCUGAAUGUGGAAAUGUGACUGAAGUCUCUUUGCCAUUGGCUGAACAUACAGUGUCUCCAGACACUGAAAGUAAGAAUGAAGUGACUUCUGAAAAGGUCUAUAAGAACGAUCAUACUUCUAAUACAUCUUUGACAUUAGGUUGUAAUGGGAAACAUAGAUCUAGUAACAGACUUUCUCAGCCUGUUCCUAAAAGGAGUAGAAGCCGGGUUCCCAGCACUCGUAGAGGUUCUGUUAAACCUACAGUGUACUCGGCAAACUUACGAUUGCUUGAUUGUUCAUCUUCAAGCAAACUUCCAGUGGAUGACACACUCAGGAGGAGAAACAGUAACAUGUCAGAUGACUCCAUUAGCCUCUCACCACCAACACUGCCUUCUUCACUGAAUAGUUCAACAUAUAGACGAAUGAUGUCCAGCCCCUCGACAAUGAAGCUCUCGCCCAGUAGCCUUGUGGUUGGGAAAAGAAAUCAUAGAGGAGAGACUUUGCUUCAUAUUGCUUCUAUAAAGGGAGAUGUACCUUCUGUUGAAUACCUUUUACAAAAUGGAAAUGACCCAAAUGUGAAAGACCAUGCUGGAUGGACUCCACUGCAUGAAGCCUGCAAUCAUGGACAUCUGAAGGUUGUGGAAUUGCUGCUGCAGCAUAAGGCCUUGGUGAACAGCACUGGCUACCACAACGACUCUCCACUUCAUGAUGCAGCCCGGAAUGGGCAUCUUGAUAUAGUCAAGCUCUUACUGUCCCACGGAGCCUCUAGGAAUGUUGUUAACAUAUUUGGUCUGCGGCCUGUGGAUUGUACGGACAAUGAAAAUAUGAAAUCAUUAUUGCUGCUACCAGAGAAGAAUGAAUCAUCUUCAACUUGUUAUCAAUCAGUAAUGAGCAGCUGGUCACGCAGGGAUGGACCUCUUGUGCUUAUUGGCAGUGGGCUUUCUUCAGAACAACAGAGCUUGCUCAGUGAGCUUUCAGGAAUUCUCAAGGCUAAAAAAUGUGCCGAAUUUGACAGUACAGUAACGCAUGUCAUUGUUCCUGGUGAUCAGGCUCAAAGUACUCUGAAAUGCAUGCUUGGGAUUCUCAAUGGAUGCUGGAUUCUCAAGUUUGACUGGGUGAAAGCUUGUUUACAAACAAAAGUAUAUGAAGAGGAAGAAAUGUAUGAAAUUCCUGAAGGUCCACAGAGAAGCAGAAUCAACAAAGAACUGCUGUUGCCAAAGUUGUUUGAUGGAUGCUACUUCUAUUUUUGGGGAACCUUCAAACAUCAUCCAAAAGACAACCUUACUAAGCUUGUCACUGCCGGAGGGGGCCAAAUCCUCAGUAGAAAACCCAAACCAGACAGUGAUGUGACUCAGACUAUCAAUACAGUCUCAUACCACGCCAAACCCGAUUCUGAUCAGCGCUUCUGCACACAGUACAUCGUCUAUGAAGAUUUGUCUGAUUACUGCCCAGAAAGGGUUCGGCAGGGCAAAGUCUGGAUGGCUCCUUCAAGUUGGCUUAUAAGCUGUGUGAUUUCCUUUGAGUUGCUUCCUCUUGACAGCUAGCUGAAACUUUCACCAGAUACAUUUCACACUGAAUUCGCACAAUUUGUGACAACCCAGUCACCGCACUAUUCUUGAUCAUUCAUACUUUAUAGAUAAGUAGAUUAAUGAACAUUGUUCUUUGAAUUAAAAAAAAUCUUAUGUCAGAUUAGGAAUUUUUUUACUGUAUCUAUGCGUGUUUUUAAGAACGUUGUGGUAGCUAUAGGUCGAUUUCCUGAAGUAUUGCCCUUGCUUAGAAAGUGCAAGGUCCUGGGUUCAAUCCCAACACCCUUUGUUUUUUCUUUUUAAAAUUGCCCUUUUUUUAAAAAAAAAUUAUUCAUUUAUCUUUCUACUUCAUUUAUUAGUUAUCAAAGAUGAAUGCAAAUGUAUCAGAAUUAUUAAAUCUAUAAGGUAUCUCAUUACUGCUUCAAUCUUUUAAUGUUCUUCUAUGAAAAACCAUCUUUGCUUGUCACUAGCAAAAAUAUUUGCCACUCUUUAGUAAACAGAGAAUUUAUGAAGUGAUUUAUUUUGACUUUAUUGUGAUGAAAAGAGAGUAUUCUAACCGUGACACUAUAGGUGUUAAAUUCUAUCUGCAGUUGUCUUUUUUUUUAUUGCGUAUACUAUUUUAUUUAGCUUUUUAAAUUUUUUCUUUUAAAAUUUUCUUGGAUGUUUCUUCAUUUUUGUCCUUUUUUAAAAAAAUCUUGAAUAUUCUUAGAAAAUCAUGGUUCAAAGCAUAAUACCAUUGUUUUGUGGUAAAAAAGAAGACAAUAUUAGGCUCAUGGCACAUAUUUCUAUUGUAUAAAUUUGCUUACUAUCAGCUAUUGAUUUAUGACUUUAUCUACUAUAUAAUGUGUAUAUCCUUAGAAUAUUUUAAUACCAACAUUUCUUACAAGGUUUUACCAGUAUAGAACAUUCUCUAUCAAAUUUCAAUACAUUAGGUUGGAAACAGUCUUUUUCUGUAGAUCUUGCUAGGUUUUAGUAAAACAAUUUUUGGAAAGUCUUAGUUUCUUGCUUUUCUUUUUUCUUUUUCUUUUUUUUUUUCUGAAGUACUGGGGAUAAAAUAUAGAGACUUGCUUGUUUAAAUAAGUGUUAUACCACUGAGCUACACAUCACCGUCUUUCAGUCUUCAUUUAAGUUUUUAGGGUAGUAUGUAAGCAGAUGUUGAUUACUUAAUUUAGAACAGAUUUUUCCCAGGUUCUCCAAAAGCAUUAAAUGUAGAGUAAGAAUAAUGAGCGUUUCCUGUACAUAUCCGAACACCCACAGGUCAAGUGGUAGACAGGGCACCACUGAAUAGCCUGACUUGGGCGCUGACUUAGUCAUAGUCAGGUCCAAGUGUUCUCACUGUGAAUUGACAAGAUGGAUUCUAUAAUUUUAAAGUAUUCUUAAGAAGCAAAAUUCUUUCUUAAAUCUUUCCUAGAAAUUAAACAUAUUUAUAAUCUUACAGAAUAGGAAAGGAGACACUAAAAUACCUGCCAGUUUCAUUCCUCAGCCAGUGAGGACAGUUUGAUAACUUCCAGAAUAGACACAGUAUUUUUAAAAAACCGAGUCUGCAGUUAAUUAAUAUUUUUAAGAUCCACUUACUUUUGACAUUCCGUGAGUCUGCUGUUGGAGGUUCUGCUGAUCUUUUGAAAAUGCAUUUUACAUCAGUGCCUUUUUGGACAUAAUACUAUUUCAUCUCAAUAUCUGAACAAAAUAGUUUUCUGACCUUGCCCUUGUAGUGUGAAUUUACUCUGAAACUCUACCAUUAUUAAGGUACCUGUUGCACAUUUUAUCCUCACGGAAAUGAUGAAUGCCACUGUACCAAACAAAUCUGAUGGGUAAGAUAAUGUCUGGAUUAAAUAAUUGAAGACUGGGAUUUUGGUUGUAAUUUUUUAUUUAUAACUGACUCCAGUAGCUUACUGCUGUCUCAUAGGCCACAUUCCUAGACAGAUUUGUGUUUUGUUCUUCACUGUGACUCCUCAGGAAAACACAAUUGGAGUUUCUGUGCAUAGUCUGCGUUCACUUUCUUAUCCCCCUUCCUCUCUGUGAUUUUUAUUUUCUUUCCCUACUCUUAAAUGACAAUAUUUCUGAUUUAUUUAAAUAUUUAUUUUAAAACAGCAUGUGAUUUAUGUUAAGCUCUUGAAAUGUGGUUACACUUUUUCUGUAUGGAGAUCUUUAUAAUUAUUUUUGUUUUCAAUUAGAUUCUGGCUCCCUUUAUAUAAUCAUUAAAGUUAACUUAUGUUUCCA
Molecule: messenger RNA, 4623 nt
Organism: Dipodomys spectabilis (banner-tailed kangaroo rat)
Lineage: Eukaryota; Metazoa; Chordata; Mammalia; Rodentia; Heteromyidae
Gene: Bard1
Product: BRCA1 associated RING domain 1
Exons: 11
Coding region: 103-2421 (772 amino acids)
Molecular function (GO): protein binding
Source: RefSeq, a predicted model, not a curated record